AGCCAAUCUGCGCCCUGCCUGCGCCAUGGCUUCUGCUGUGCCCCGCGCCGUUCACGCCUCGACGCGUCAGCGCCCUGUCGGUCAAAACUCUAGCAACAGUAGACCCUUCACUCAGCCUCACGGGACCCCUCCGGGCUUGUGGCUGCUGAUGACGAUGCCGGGGUGGCAGGCCCAACUGUGUGUGGGGCCGCGCAAGAGGUAUUUAGAAUGCAGCGUUUCCUACAUACUUCCUUCUCAUCAGAUUGAAAGCUCUGUCUAUCGCUAUCCAAUCCUAUCUCUACUCUCCAUAUACCAAACCAUCAACAUCCUCAUCAUGAAGUUCCAAACCACCGCUGCUGCCGUCGCAACCUUUGCUACCUCCGCCCUCGCUGCCACCAUUACCGCAUCCCCCGAAACUUCAUUCACAUCUGAUGCUCCCUGGCCUACCAAGAGCGGCGAUGGAUGGGGCCCAGGUCACUUGAGUAACGGUCCCAACGGCCCGUGGGGAUCAAAUUCAGACUGGCAAAGCUGGACUACCAAAUACGGUCCCUGGAAUUCGGAUUGGAGCACAAAGAGUGGACCAUGGAACGACUUUAAGUCGGGUGACUGGCCAUUCGGCGGAGCCUCGAACACCGCCUGGGGGCCAUGGGCAAGCAGCGGCGCAUGGCAAUCAGGCCCAUGGACUCAGUGGUGGGGUAAAAGCGACUGUCCUGACAGCACAUGGUCUGGUUGGACUCAAGGGCCCUGGGGUACAGCUGCUCCGUGGACAACUUGGUCUGGCUGCACUGAAAAGACAACGGCGACCAACGUCGUGACAAGCAUUAUCUCGGGAUCACCGGUUGUUAAUACCCAGUACGGGAUUCAAGUAGCUGCUGCGACAGCCACCGCAGCGGCGAAAACGGGAAGUGGAACUGCGACGGCUGCAGCGGCGACGUCGACAAGUACAGGUGCGGGAGCAAUGAGGACGGCGGGCGUCGGGGCUGCGGUUGGUGCUGCGAUGUUGGGCUUUGCUGUUGCAUUGUAGACGGUCCGAUGGGUCUCUGUCUUCCAAAGCGAGCAUCUUCUACCGUGAAAAUGCGAGAAUGUAAGAAUGCAUAACGGCGCAAUGAUGUUAUAUUGGUGGAUUUCUUAUCUUAAAUAUAUGUUUAUAUGACUACUUAAAAACAUCCCAAAAUUUCGCAAUGAUCAACAACUCCACCACGCCUUUCAGGGUACC
This is a messenger RNA of Mytilinidion resinicola, 1195 nucleotides long. RefSeq lists its product as uncharacterized. The coding region runs from base 26 to 1003 and encodes 325 amino acids. The transcript is spliced from 3 exons. Lineage: Eukaryota; Fungi; Ascomycota; Dothideomycetes; Mytilinidiales; Mytilinidiaceae. The record is from RefSeq and is a predicted model, not a curated record.